AUGAGUUCAGUUUGUCGUGAGCAGUUGAAGUGUUUGGUUGUUCGGUUUGGUCGGUCGUAGCAUUGUUUUUGUGCCGAUUUUUCGUCAUGAAUGGUCUAGUGGAUCAAAAAUUUAAUAUUCGUUUGGUGGAAACGGUGAAAAAAUAUCCAGUUAUAUACGACUGUAACAUUAAAGGAUACAAAAAAAUACCUUGCGUACUUCUCAGACGAAAAGCGUGGAAGUCUAUUGGGAAGGAGUUAAAUUGUGAUCCAAAAACAUUGCACCAAAAAUGGCACCAAUUCCGCAAAUAUUUUUCGCAUGUAAUGCUAUUAAAGCAAAGGGGUGAAAAUGCACCGUAUUAUUUAUCCGAACACCUAAAGUUUCUAAUACCGUAUUUGAGAAUCACACACGAGUCCGUGGCGUCGGAUUCAAGCAUUGAGGAAGUCAACCAAAACGAGAUAGACUCAGCUGAAGAGGUAGAGGAGAUGGACCAAGACUUAAUGCAUCUUGACAGUCAUUCCAAUGAUGGGGCUAUAAGCGAUGAGGCUGAUGUUGAAGUCACCGAACCUCAUUACAAUCAGAAUAGAAGAAGCGAAGUAGUUUGCAAUAGAAACGCUACUCUACCACCAACACAUGUUGCUCCAUCUUCCACUGGAAUUGCUGAACUUGAGCAAUUUUCAGCAAAAGGAGAUCCAAAACUACAGUUUUUAUUGAGUUUGUUGCCAGACCUAAACGUAAUGACCAACGCAGAAAUGCGACAAUUUAAGUGCAAAGCUCAACAGUUGGUUGAUGAAAUUUUAAACUAAAAUUAUAAUUAAUACCGUUACACAAUUAGUUUAUAAAAUAAAUUUAAAUAUUUUCUCUUUCUUUUGUUAUUAAUAUAUUGAAAUUUUUCGUGAAGGAAUACAAUCGAAAUAUAGGGCGAGUUACAAAACGUCAAAACAUGCCAAAACCGCAUCAUUACAAUGCAACCCUGCAUUCUAUAAAUUUGCCUUGCAACAAUACUUUGCAAACUCUGACAUUUUGGAACGCUUUACGGUGAAAUGGCUAAAAUAUAUAACAGAUCAAAAUUACUAUAAGUAAUAUAAUGAAAAACAAACAUCAGAAAUCUUAGAUGCGCAGUUUGCUUUUGUUUGUACAACGUUUUGGAACCUGAUAGACUAUAUGGAAGAACGACGGAGUUUGCCCUAAAAGAAACUAUAAUUUCAAUGAAAGAAUUUACAAAUGUAUAUGAUGGACAGAGGUUAUGGUCAUAUCGAUCUAUGUACGUUAUGUUGAGCGGAACCGUUCGUUGGCAGUGUAUUGGAGCAGUGCGAAUACUAUCAAGGGCUUUUUCAAAUUUCUGUUCUGUUUUUAUAAAGCAUAACUGACAUAGCUAAAUUGGAGCGUUCGGCGAAGCGUUUUCUAAUGUCGAGUGGCAACGGAUGUUGGUCGUACCAGGAUUUUAACCCGAGUCUUAUUUUGCUUAUUUAUCGGACUUGAAAAUCA
Molecule: messenger RNA, 1467 nt
Organism: Ceratitis capitata (Mediterranean fruit fly)
Lineage: Eukaryota; Metazoa; Arthropoda; Insecta; Diptera; Tephritidae
Exons: 2
Coding region: 87-785 (232 amino acids)
Biological process (GO): regulation of transcription by RNA polymerase II
Cellular component (GO): transcription regulator complex; nucleus
Molecular function (GO): DNA binding
Source: RefSeq, a predicted model, not a curated record